This is a messenger RNA of Mixia osmundae IAM 14324, 2990 nucleotides long. RefSeq lists its product as uncharacterized. The record is from RefSeq and is a predicted model, not a curated record. Bases 173 to 2926 code for a protein of 917 amino acids. Gene Ontology annotation, molecular function: zinc ion transmembrane transporter activity. Gene Ontology annotation, cellular component: Golgi apparatus; membrane. Gene Ontology annotation, biological process: intracellular zinc ion homeostasis; transmembrane transport; zinc ion transport. The transcript has 4 exons. NCBI's taxonomy places the organism in Eukaryota, Fungi, Basidiomycota, Mixiomycetes, Mixiales, Mixiaceae.
CGAAGCUGCGACAGGACGACCAGAGGCUUGCUUCAGCCUGGACUGACGACCGCUGACGAGCUAGUUGCAAUGAACAGUAGGCUGGUGUAGCGCUCGACUGACUGAUCGAACGAGCUCGGCUGGCUCUGACGACGAGACGAAACAGGUUCGAGGGAGCUCGAGUCUGGCACGCAUGGUCUCGGAGACGUAUCAGUCUCACUCUCAGCUCGGUCUGCCUGUCGCGAGGUCGGCUUCGACGGACAGCAACGACAGCUUGAGCAGUAGUACGACAUCCUCCAGCAGAUCCACGUCUCCUGCGCCUAGCUUGAGCGGCAUCAACUCUACUCACUCUGGCAAAUCUCACAGGAGAGUCAAAUCGCUCGUUAGAGAAUUUGACGCCAUCAAUAUCAACGAUUGGCCUGCAGCCUACGUCGACCACAACGGCUCAGUCGCGCAACACGGCAGACGGACUGCAUCGUCCAACUCUACCAUCAGCUCGACGUCCUCACUCGCCCGAUCGCCAGAUAGCACCUUCACUGCGACGACGAGGCCAGAGCCAGACACGUCGCUCUCGACUGACUCCUCGUCCUCGUACAAACCUGCAUCGGUACCUUUGCAGACAGGAGUACAAAAGCCGAUCAUGAGCUUCUCUGCCGCCGAUGCUACGGCUUCGAGCAGUGCUCACGCGCAUAUCAAUGGUCGCGCGACAGGCCUAGCAUCGCCUUUCCGGUCUCACGCGCGUACAUCCUCCACCGUCAGUGCGAAUGGCCACGCUCGUUCGCAUAGUCAUUCACAUGCAGGCCACUCGCACUCUCAUUCGCACUCGCACGAUGAGCAGCUAGAAGAGGAAGAGGCAGAUGAUGCCUUUGUACCCUUGACGUCCGAAGCGGGUGAUUACGCUUUCGUAGGCGCUACAAGUCCGCGCUCGCCAAACAGUCUGCCACAUAGCCGGACUUCAUCUGCAAAUGGACUCGUCUUUAUAGACCCGAAAGCGAAUAUGACGGAGGCAGAAAGGCGAGCACAUUCGAGGAGACAUUCGCGCGUACACUCUCGCAACCUCAGCGUGUUCUUUCCUCGACCGGGCGUCGGCUCGCCAGGCAUCCAGGACAUCUCUGAGGAGAUUGACGACGAGAGUAGUCAAGCGCAAGUCAUUGAGAUACCUUCUCAUGAUCACUCCUACGCUAGCCAAGCGAGGAUAACGCCACAGACUGCCUACUCGAGCGAGGGCUCGGAUCGGCAGAGGAUGUACAGUGCCAAUAGCGAUCCUGCACACGAAGAAGCGGCAACUUCGAGCUCGAAAGUCGGUCGUAGAGGUCACCAUCAUCGUCACUCGCUUUCGCACAACUUCUUCUCCUUUCUUGACCCUACGCAGACGAAUCCAGAGCUAGCCUCUGCCUCUGCCGGCUCGUCUAUACCAUCUGUCUAUGGCACGCCCAUACAAGACAGCGCAUACCUAUCUGGCUUGCAAACACCGUCGAGCAUACCCAGGCCGGUGGCAUCACCCAUGGGUCUCGCCACCAGUCAUCCUGCCUCUGCGCCUUCCGGUCUACCGGCUUCAUCCUCGUACUCGAGCAAGUACGCUCAUCUGCCGAGGCCGAUACGACUCACCCUCGUAUUACUCUUCCAGCUGCAGUUCAGAGUACAGGCUGCUCUCGUGCUCAGUAUAGCAGAGAUCGUCAUGGGAUCCACACUAUGGAUCGCGGGCCAAGCGGGCGAAAGCCUAGCAACGACAGGUCUUGGCUAUCUGCUCGUGUUCGAUGGCUUCGGAGCGCUGUCGAGUGUCAUCGUCGAGGGUAGCAUGGGGAGCGUCGAGCUGCUCUGGGAAGCCCUAUCGAGCCACAAGUCGAAGCUAGAUAAGAGCAUCAGAUGGCCUUAUGGCACCCACCGGCUAACAACCCUGUCGCAUUUCGCCCAAUGCGUCUUCCUCAUCUUCAGUGCAGUCUACGUUUGCAAGGAAGCCAUCGAGCACGUCCUUCUGCUACAUGACCCGCUAGAAGCUCAGGCAGACGCGGGACACGGCUCGGCUCAUGGCACGAUGGGUCACGGAGAGUCUCUCGUCACCAGUCCGGGCGCAGAUCUCACGCCAUUUGGGCCAGCUCUACCGACACCAUUGCUGAUCUGCUCAUUCGCUGCUUGCCUCGCCUCGGCCAUCAUACUCGGCAAUCAUGCAAAGCUCAUCGAGACUGUUGGGCCGGCGACUUACGCACUGAGGCCUAUUGCACCUGGUCAAGGGAGAAAGCCUCGAUUACGACAGCUGCUGGACGUCCUGAGCAAUCCGUUCUCGCUUCUCGUGCUUGUCUUCAGCGGCACGCUCUACGCGGCUGGCUUGUUCCUUACCCCAGUUCAAUUGACGCCAUUGGACAAGAUCCUCGCGCUCAUAGAGUCCCUAGCAAUGUUCUACGUCGGCUACCCUGCAGCGAUGGCGACGGGCAAAGUCUUGCUCCAGACCGCGCCACCCGUCGAAGCUGGCAACAUGGCUGCACUCAAGCGUGGCGUCAGAGAGGUCGAAUCGCAUCCUCUCGUUGUGCAUGUGCCGCCCCCACACAUCUGGCAGCUUACACCCCAUCCUCGCACUGCGCCCAAUGCGCGGAAGUCGAAGAUCUACGGUCGCGCUAGUUUGCCAUCUCCUUCUGACGGCGCAUCGAUCAUCAUUGUCACGCUGGAAAUACACGUGCGAAUGGAUGCCAGCGAUUCGGAUAUACUGGACCUGACCCAGAUGGCUCGGCAAAAAUGUUCGCCUGCGCUGUCGAGAAGCACGGGUGGCGGGUCGAUCGGCGGUCCGGCAGGCGAAUUGACGGUCAAGGUCAGGCGUACCAAGCCGGCUCUCGCUAGCCAGCCAGUCGGACAUGUCCAUACUGCUCGCGACCAUUGUGGACUUCAUGAUCAUUCGCAUGCUGCCCCAUCAUCGCAAUCGCAUUCGCAUGGACAUUCGCAUGCGCAUGCAUGAGCCUGGUGUACAUAAUGCAUAUGCGUGCGCGCCCACUCGGAAGGCUUGUUAAUUAGAGAAAUUA